UCCUAUCUGACCUCAGAUAUGAAAUGGUAUUAACGGUAUUAAUGCAUUUAUCCCAUAUGCAUGCAUUUAUGCAUUAUUACAGGUGUAAAGUGGCCCCACCGCCUGACCGGUCACCGUCAUCUCCGGGGUCUCGGUCUCCUGCGCGCGUGUCUCUUGCCUCGUGCUUCCCUGGAAAGCUUCCAGUCGUUUCCGUCAUCCAACAAUCCCAGAUAUUACUUACUAAAGUAUUACUUACUAUUCUAAUCUAAUCUAAUCUAACAAACUUCUCACCUUCAGACCCCUGGCGUAUACAGAAGCUUCUCGCCCUUCAAUGUUUGCAAUAUUGUUUUUAUUUUCCUGUCAAUCGGCACGAGUAGUUCAUCAGAUCUAAAGGGUAUGGCGCCACCCGCCGAGAUUACCAUUCCAACAACGUCGCUUCACCCUCCAGACGACAAUUCGAAACCCUACACGCUCUAUAAUAUCACUUUACGCCUUCCCCUACGCACAUUUGUCGUACAGAAGCGUUAUUCCGACUUCGCUACAUUACAUCAAUCCCUCACCUCCUUAGUUGGCGCGCCGCCUCCCGCCCCCUUACCAGGGAAGUCAUGGUUUAAAUCUACAGUCACAUCGCCCGAACUUACCGAAGACCGUCGCCGCGGCCUCGAGGCUUACCUUCGCGCUAUCGCAGAAUCCCCCGACCGAAGAUGGCGCGACACUGCCGCGUGGCGCACUUUCCUAAACCUCCCGAGUCUGAGUAGUACCGGUAACAGCGCCGCCAGCAUAAGAGCUGGCUAUGGCGUCCCUAACCGGGAUGCUGCGAACGCCGCCGCCGCGCAAGACCCGGGGACCUGGUUGGACCUACAUGGAGAAAUGAAGAGAGAUUUCCAAGAAGCACGGCGGUGUCUAGCAAAGAGGGACAGCGCCGCGGAUAAUUCUGCGGCGCUCGAAGCCGGAUCAGCUGCCAAGAAAGCGCUGGUCAAGGCCGGUAGCUUGCUUACCGUGCUUGGGGACGGUCUGAGGUCGAUGCAGGAGUCGAAGAGGUUAGGCGAAGGCGAAAUCAGACGGCGGAAAGACUUGCUCGCUGCUGCACGGGUCGAAAGGGAGGAUCUGGACAAGCUGAGCACGGCUGUAUCCGCGGCCGCGAAAGCGUCGCAGAGGGCCAUGCCUUCGGCAGCCGACAAAGCUGCGUUACUCGGGAGCGCUCCCAAAGGACGCGGCAGGGUCCUCGGCGCCCCGCUACCCGAGACGGAGCGCACCCGGGAAUUAGACAACCGAGGCGUCGUGCAAUUACAGAGGCAGAUGAUGAAGGAGCAGGACGAAGAUGUAGAAGCGCUAGGUAAAAUCAUCCGCAAACAGCGGGAGAUGGCCGUAGCCAUCAACCGCGAAGUCGAAGAGCAGACAGAAAUGCUGGAUCACGUCAAUAGCCAAACGGACGUCCUGAGUGGCAAGGUUAAAGUCGCUAAGAACCGUACUAAGAAACUCUCGUGAUUCGACCUAAGUCGUUAGAUCGGCAGCUA
This is a messenger RNA of Daldinia caldariorum, 1496 nucleotides long. Its product is annotated as Phox-like protein. Gene Ontology annotation, cellular component: endomembrane system; SNARE complex. The transcript has a single exon. The record is from RefSeq and is a predicted model, not a curated record. Gene Ontology annotation, molecular function: SNARE binding; SNAP receptor activity; phosphatidylinositol binding. The coding region runs from base 376 to 1467 and encodes 363 amino acids. Lineage: Eukaryota; Fungi; Ascomycota; Sordariomycetes; Xylariales; Hypoxylaceae. Gene Ontology annotation, biological process: Golgi to vacuole transport; vesicle fusion; intracellular protein transport.